UCUCGUCUUCCUUACAGAAUCAUCCGGACCAAAGUGCAGCAACCGUUCAACCUCCCCAUGGACAGCUGCGUGGCCACCAAGUCCCUGAGCCCAGGACAUACGCUGAUCCCCAGCUCAGCCGUCACGCCCCCGGAGUCACCCCAGUCGGACUCCCUGGGCUCCACCUACUCCAUCAAUGGGCUCCUGGGGAUCGCUCAGCCUGGCAGCGACAGCAAGAGGAAAAUGGACGACAGUGACCAGGACAGCUGCCGGCUGAGCAUCGACUCCCAGAGCAGCAGCAGCGGGCCCCGCAAGCACCCACGCACGGACGCCUUCAGCCAGCACCACCUUGAGCCGCUCGAGUGCCCGUUCGAGCGGCAGCACUACCCGGAGGCCUAUGCCUCCCCCAGCCACACCAAAGGCGAGCAGGUGAGCUGCCAGGGCCUCUACCCGCUGCCCUUGCUCAACAGCACCGCCCUGGACGAUGGCAAGGCUACCCUGACCCCUUCCAACACGCCCUUGGGGCGCAACCUCUCGACUCACCAGACCUACCCAGUGGUGGCAGCAGAUCCUCAUUCACCCUUCGCCAUAAAGCAGGAAACCCCCGAGGUGUCCAGUUCUAGCUCCACCCCUUCCUCUUUAUCUAGCUCCGCCUUUUUGGAUCUGCAGCAAGUCGGCUCCGGGGUCCCAGCCGGUGCCUCGGUCCCGCCCUUCAAUGCCUUUCCCCAUGCUGCCUCCGUGUACGGGCAGUUCACGGGCCAGGCCCUCCUCUCAGGGAGAGAGAUGGUGGGACCCACGCUGCCCGGAUACCCACCCCACAUCCCCACCAGCGGACAGGGCAGCUAUGCCUCUUCUGCCAUCGCAGGCAUGGUGGCAGGAAGUGAAUACUCUGGCAGUGCCUACGGCCACACUCCCUACUCCUCCUACGGCGAGGCCUGGCGCUUCCCCAACUCCAGCUUGCUGAGUUCCCCAUAUUAUUACAGUUCCACAUCAAGGCCAAGUGCGCCACCCACCACCGCCACGGCCUUUGACCAUCUGUAGUUGCUAUGGGGACAGUGGGAGCAACUGAGCACCAGAAGGACUUGGCCAGGGACAGGCCCCAGAGAGUCACACAAAGGAAACUUUAUUUAUUACAUGAAAAAUAACCACAAGUCCAGCAUUGCGGCGCACUCCCUGUGUGGUUGAUUUAAUGAACCGUGAAAGACAGGAUGACUUUGGAGAAGUCCGAACUGUCCUCUAAGACUCCUUAAUGAGGGGCAGGAGUCCCAGGGAGAGAGAACUGUCCCAUUCCCAAAGAGACGCAAUUGGAGGAGAAAUGCGGAGAGAAGAGGGAACAGCUGAGGAGCUUGAGAGGGAUGGCACACGGGCCUGCGGUGGGCUUAGGGCCACACUGAGGCCCCCGUGGCCCCACCAUCGGCACACGGCUGCAGGCGCGGGCUGUGAGCACAUCUUUCCGGGCCACGUACCGCCGGGCGCCAAGGCUCUCCCGCACCGCCCCACGGACAGUCACCUCCCGCCUGCCCCACAGCUGAGGCCCCAGCUGUCCCUCCACCUUGUCCCUCAGCUUGCUUGGCAUUUCUGCACCUCCCUCCGGGCCCGGGCUGAGGGCUGGGGUGACUCGAAGCCUGAAGCUUCAGCUGAUGGUCAGCGGGGCCUUCCCAUUGCCUGCUGCGGAGAAUGUGUGAGCACACCCCAGGUUCUCCUCUGGUGGAUCAUUCCUUCGCAGCCAGACCGGCCAAUUCCAGCUGGAGACUGACAUUCCCCAGCCCCCCCACCCCCUCCAGCUCCUGGGGAGUGAGCUGCAGCCCUGCCCAGGGCCGAGCAAGGCAGACUUGCUGGGGCCCUGCUUCCCUCCCCGACAGCCCCUGCCAAGCGAGGUAUGCCGCCUGCAGCCCCAGCCCGCAGCAACUGAAGAGUCCCCGUGGCGACCCCCUGAAGCCAGCAUGGAGGUGCCCUCUCUGGCCCCCCGCAGCCCUUGCCUCCCCAAAGCCUGACUGUAAAUACUGUAAAUGAAGCUCUGUUUGGGUCAAGCUUCCCUCUUCCCACCCCCAGACUUUGGCCUCUCAGUGAAUUGUCUCCCUGCCAUGUUGGGCUUCUCUCCUUGACGCUUCUUUUCCUUUUUUUUUUUUUAAGAGACAACCCACCAUUACCACAUAACUCAAUAAACCAUUACUCUUCGUCUCAGGCUUUGGGGUUGGCUGGGGAAGGAAGCAGCCUGGGUCUGGGCUUUCUCCAGAGAACCUCAGAGCCCAGUGGACCAUGAGCUCACUUUGGGGGCGGGGGCAGGGAGUGGAAGGACCGUCUGAUGCCCAGGAGCCCUGGCUUCGCAUUCUCCCUCUCCCUCUGUUGCUAGAUGUUUAACGCUGGGCAGCCACUUCUCCUCAGCUUUGAUUUCCACUGUGCGUGAACGCCAGGAUAAAACGAGCACAUGGCAUGGUGCUGGGCCAAUCAUAGACUCCCCACGAGUAGUCACUCUUGUUAUUCACAGGAAGCCAGAGAAGCAGCAGGGAGGGUUGGUGAAGGUUCUGGGAGCGCUAUAAACUGGAGCCCACGUAACAGCUCGUGGGAGAGGAGGAGGGGAGAAGACGUUUCCUGGGCAGCCUGGGUGCCAGGCUCAAUAAGUUGCAUCAAUAAGUUGCAUCAAUAAGUUGGGGUUAGCCCCAUUUUACAUUUGAGGAAACUGAGGCUCAGACAAAAUGAAAUAACUUGCCCUAGGUGGGAAGUGGUGGGUUCAAUCAAGUCCUCUUGGAAAGACUGAGCAGUGGGGAGGCCCUGGCUGUGCAGGGCCAGGAAGCACUGAGGGAGCGUGCAGGGACUUCAGACAAUCCCUGUCUAAGAAAUGUUGGAGGACAAGAGUCACAUAAAAUGGCGGCCGCAAGGGCUCUGCCCCUGCCAGGGUGCUUGGCGGGAGGGCACCCUCUCCAUGUGGGGUGCGGCUGGGGCAGGGCUCUGUAGCAGGGCGCCCAGGUGCGUGCUGACAGCAGGGCAGACAACUGAGGUUGAGUCAGAGGAAGAGAGAACUCCACACCCACCAGGGACUCCAAGAGUAGGAGGGCUGAGGAGGAGACAUAGGGCUCUUACCCUCCUGGUCCUUCCUAAAGAGAGGCCAGGGAUGCUCACCAAGGAUGGCGUGAGAGGAGAGCCAUGGGACGGUCCCACGGAGAAAACCGGUCUCAUCUCUUCUGAGGGGCCCUGAGUUGAGGCUCAAUUUCCAAUAACAGCACUUCCCUCCAGCUACAAACAUGGCAGCAGGACUGAAUCCCAUCCUGUCUGAGGCUCCGCAUCAUCUCGAACCUCUGGGUCCCUGAGUGCCCUAAGACAGCCCCCACCUGGUUCUGGAGCAGCAAUGAACCCUCCAUCCAAGAUCACUUUGAGAUGCAUGGUGCCCCAAGGAGCCUGCAGAACGAUUUUGCAUUUGCAGCCAGAAACCUCUCUGGGAACACUGGGUGCCCCUGGCAGGCCUUCUCCAAACCCCAAAUGGCAAAGGGACUUGGGCCAUGCUUUUGCUGGGGGUGGCCAUGGUUCGGAACUCCCCUUGCUUUCUCUGAGGUGGGCUGAGCAGCCCAGGGCACUCUGCCUGAAGCAGGUGUUGGUGAGCGUGUGGUGUGGGCCAAGGGCAGCAUGCCCUGGCCGGUACCUGUCCAGACAGUCGAUCCAUGGUCAAAUCACAGUCCCCCUUUGGGGCUCAGAAAAUACAGUCAUCUCUAUAUUGGGGGGAAAUGGCAGUUUGAGGUGCCCCAGCAUUGGGGGCGCUAUUGAGAGAAGUUGGGGCAGCACAGGCAGGAUUUGGUAAAGGAGUGUGAGGAGGAUGGGGGGGACAUAGGGGUUGGUUUACCAUGUAGCAAGGUGUCUGUGAAGGUUUGUGGGAGUAGAGUGUAUGGGGAGGAGAAUUUGGGAUGAGGCCUGGGCCUGAGCCUUCCCAAGGCACAGAGGACCCAGCCUCAUUCACCCUGCACUCCCAGGCAUGGGGGGGGGGGUCCCUCAGCUUUCCAGGCAGCCCUCCCUGCUCCUGCUCCCUCAUCUUCACUCAUGCCCUUCAGUGACCACCCCCCCUCGCCCCUCCCAGCAUGCCCAGGCCAGCCCAGGUGCCAGGAGCUCCCAGAGCUCUGAGUGGGCCAGGGAGGCCCUGCGGGUGGCCAGAAGGGCUCUGCUAGGAGACAGAGCUGCUCAAACCAGCUGGGCCACCAGGUGGAGCAGAGCUGGUCUUUCUAAGGUGGGCUGGAGCUGGUGUGAUCCUCGGGCCCCCACUGCACAGCCCACAGGGGUGGGGACAGAUGCCCCUGGGAGUCCUGCCUCCAAGGCCAGCUCCAGGCUAGCUCCGCCUCCCCCCCCUUCUCCAAUAUUCUUGCUGUGAGUUGUUACUGAAGAGAGGGUGUUUUCCAUGGGGGCACGCACUCCACCCUGGCAACAAGCUCAGGCAAAAGGACUUCGUGGCCAUAGUGAAGUUGAGCCCAUCUCAUCCUCCUGCUUCUGUCCCCAAAUGCACACACCUUUUCUGGUGUGUCCCCACCUAGGUCUUCAUUAGGCGAUUCCUGAUGACCUUGUCCUUCGGGGUGAG
Molecule: messenger RNA, 4537 nt
Organism: Ailuropoda melanoleuca (giant panda)
Lineage: Eukaryota; Metazoa; Chordata; Mammalia; Carnivora; Ursidae
Product: paired box protein Pax-8
Exons: 8
Coding region: 58-1020 (320 amino acids)
Biological process (GO): anatomical structure development; regulation of transcription by RNA polymerase II
Molecular function (GO): DNA-binding transcription factor activity, RNA polymerase II-specific; RNA polymerase II cis-regulatory region sequence-specific DNA binding
Source: RefSeq, a predicted model, not a curated record